This is a messenger RNA of Drosophila biarmipes, 5612 nucleotides long. It is a transcript of the gene Lztr1, whose product is annotated as leucine-zipper-like transcriptional regulator 1 homolog. The transcript is spliced from 6 exons. Gene Ontology annotation, cellular component: Golgi apparatus. The record is from RefSeq and is a predicted model, not a curated record. Lineage: Eukaryota; Metazoa; Arthropoda; Insecta; Diptera; Drosophilidae. Gene Ontology annotation, molecular function: protein binding. The coding region runs from base 285 to 3041 and encodes 918 amino acids.
GUUUAAGUUUUAAAUUCACAUUCGCAGAUAAGUACUGUGCAUGUUAAACAAAUGCUUUUAUAAAUAUGAAGUGCCACCAAAAUAGGGAUCACUCAGACAUGUUCUUACCUCAUAUUUUUAAGCUACAUUUAAAAUUUGUUCGGUCAUUUUUGGCUUUUUUCUGAGGCUUGUAUAGCUGAUGGCAACACUGUUUGCACGCAUUAAAAAACGUAAUUUGCAGAAAAGCGGGCAGGAAUCAUUUGCAACCAGGACGACGGAGUAUCCUUCCGGAGUGUGAUGCAUUAAUGCUAAAGUCGAUUAGCGGAGGCGUUGGCGUGGCAUCCACGGAAAGAGGCGGCGGAGGAGGAGCUGACCGGGUUCGAGGCAGGGACAGAGGAUUAGCCAAUAACAGUGCCGGUAUUCUUUAUUGCCCCGCCUGUGUGGCAGCUGCUAAUCAGCAUAGUCCUAGUCAGAGUUCGAGUCCCCAGCACGAGGGUUUCUUCUCGCGCAGCUCCUCCAAGUCAAGCAAAAGAAACAAGGCUCGAAAGAGCGCCUCCACUGCCGGUUGCUUAGACGCCCAGCACAUACGGACCAAUCUCCGGAUGUCCAUGUCCAGUUCCAUGAGGAGUACCAGGGGCCACGGAGCAGGCUCCUCGAAUUCGCAUCCUCCAGGCAGCAGCUGUAGCAACGGAUCCGGAGGAUUCGGAUGCGGACUGUCCUACGACGUAGACAGCAAUGCUAGCAGUGGAAGUGGCAGUGGGAGUGGAAAGGUCGCCUCCCCAGGAAGUUAUAGUUGCAAUGCACUCAAUGUGGACUUUACAUCCUACACAGCCACUCAUCAAUGGACCCGUAUGCUCGAGUGCGCCGAGUUUGUGGGAGCCAAACGGAGCAAGCACACAGUAGUGGCAUACAAGGAUGCGAUGUUCGUAUUCGGCGGCGACAACGGCAAGAAUAUGCUGAACGAUCUGAUUCGCUUCGGUGUAAAGGACAAGUCCUGGGGUCGCGCAUGUGCCACAGGAACUCCACCUGCUCCGAGAUACCAUCACUCGGCGGUGGUGGCUUGCAGCUCAAUGUUUAUCUUUGGAGGCUACACCGGCGACAUUCAUUCCAACUCGAACUUGACCAACAAGAACGAUCUGUUCGAGUACAAGUUCCAGAGUGCCAUGUGGGUGGAGUGGAAGUUCUCCGGACGCCAGCCGGUUCCUCGAUCUGCGCACGGAGCAGCGGUGUAUGACAACAAGAUGUGGAUUUAUGCAGGCUACGAUGGAAAUGCGCGGCUUAACGACAUGUGGACCCUGAAUCUCACCGGAGAAAAUCACCAGUGGGAGGAAGUUGAGCAGCUAGGGGAUCGCCCGCCUACCUGCUGCAAUUUUCCCGUGGCUGUCGCAAGAGACGCAAUGUACGUUUUUUCGGGACAAAGUGGCUUGCAGAUUACCAACUCGCUAUUUGAAUUCCACUUUAAGACGCGAACUUGGCGUCGCAUUUCGAAUGAGCCUGUCCUUCGAGGCGCUACCUCAGCUCCCCCUUCGCGAAGAUAUGGGCAUACGAUGGUGCAUCAUGAUCGCUUCUUGUAUGUAUUCGGGGGAUCGGCGGACUCGACGCUGCCCAACGAUCUGCACUGCUACGACUUGGACUCGCAGGUGUGGUCCGUCAUCCUGCCGGAACCAAACUCGGAUGUGCCGUCGGGAAGGGUGUUUCAUGCCUCUGCCGUCAUCUGCGAUGCCAUGUAUAUUUUUGGUGGAACUGUAGAUAAUAGUGUAAGGAGAGGAGACACCUAUCGUUUUCAGUUCUCCUCGUAUCCGAAGUGCACUCUGCGCGAUGACUUCGGUAAGUUUUUUCUAGACAAACAGUUCUGCGACAUCCAAUUUAUCGUUGGAGCGGAGGAGAUUCGCAUACUGGCGCACAUAGCCUUUGUGGCAGCGCGUUCGAAGUACUUGAGAAACAAAAUAUUAGCUGCCCGGGAAGCACGCCAGCAGCAGAUGGAGAAGGUGUAUGGGGUGGGUCAGGUGGAUGCACUGGCUCUAAACACAGGCGUGGGCGGGGACCGCGGACCCAUGUUAGAGGUACGACUGGCCCACGCAUCCCCCGAGGCCUUUGACAUCAUACUGAACUACAUUUACACAGAUCGAAUAGAUUUGAAAGAUACGUACAGCAAGAACAUCAUCAUUCUGAUCACAGACAUCUACCAACUGGCCGGACUAUUUACGAUGCCGCGGCUGGCCCACGGCUGUAUUCAGUAUUUGGACUACAAAAUUAACAAGAUUAACGUUUUGGAGGCACUCUAUAAUGCGGACAAAAGCAACAUAAAGAUCAUUAAAGACCACUGCAUGCAGUUUAUCAUCAAAGAUGAGAACUACCCCGAGGUGGUCAUGUCCAGCGAGUUCAGCGAUUUGGACAAGCCUCUGCUGGUUGAGAUCAUCCGCAAACGUCUGCAUCCCAGCAAGGUGGUAAUGGACACUAGUUAUGAAGCCAAUAUAGGAACCACCUUGGAGAUUGACUUGUGCGCAUUUUUGGAGUCAACUGGCAACGAUUUUUGCGAUAUAAGCCUCGUCCUAGAAGAUCAUGUGAUACCAGCCCACAAGUCGGUGUUAUCAUCACGUUGUACUUACUUUCAAGGCAUGUUCCGAUCUUUUAUGCCACCGGAUAACACGGUGAACAUCCAAAUUGGAGAAAUUUCACCAUCGCUUGAGGCGUUCCGCUCUUUGCUGCGCUACAUUUACUACGGCGAAACGAAAAUGCCGCCUCAGGAUGCACUUUAUCUCUUCCAGGCACCCUGUUUUUACGGAUUGGCCAACAAUCGGCUCCAUGCGUUUUGCAAGUACUCCUUGGAGCACAACAUCACGUUCGAAAAUGUACUACAGACGCUGGAGGCUUCGGACAUCACAAAGAUCUAUGACAUUAAGGAGUAUGCUCUCAAGCUGAUUGUCAAAGAUUUUGCCAAGGUCGCAAGGCUGCCGAAGAUUUCCGGUUUGUCGCGCGAACUGUUGCUGGAGAUCAUACGCGCUGUGGCCGAUUCGCACGGCGAGUUUCUUACGCGGAUCAAUAUCAAUACAGAUAUCUGAAAACUGGUGUUGCUCCAGCCGGCAUUGCAGUUUUUGCACGCCUGGUUGCAAAUCGGACGUAGCACGUAAUGCGGCAGUAGCGGUUGGCAGCGCCGAACGAAAUAAUCCAUUUUUUACUAACCGAUCCAUCCCCAUCAAUCCUCCUCUGCAUUUGGUCAGUAAUCCUUACCGAUUCCGAACCUACAAAACGGUCUCUUAGAGAGUCUGCAUCAGUAUGAGUGAGAGAGAGAUACCCAUUUAUGCAUAAACGAAAUGUAUUCGUGUUCUUUGGUUGGUAAGAUACGGGCUGCUGCAGAAUCGCUCUGUAUAUGUAUACCCCUGUGUGCCCACCAGUAUUAAUCGAAAAUCCACAUCGAUUCGAACAAAAACACUAAUACAAACAAAAACCCAACCAAUUGGCCUUACUUGUAUAGAAGGUGAAACAAAUUUUCUCUGUUCCAAAACCCUCAGAUAAGGUUUUGUUUUAUAACGUAUCUCGAGUUUUGUUAAGACAUUCUAACUGAAAAGAAAUAAGAUUGUCAAAGAUUGGUAAAAGCUAAAUUAAGACUCAUUUUCAAUGUAUAACAUUUAGUUCGAGCCAGAGAAAGACAAAGUUUUGUCUUUUGCUUAACCGCUCUGAGAUGUUAGACUACUCCGCGUAUCAAAGCUGUCCGAAGGAAUUUUACAAAAAGAAGGAUUAUUGAGCCUCUGCUUUAACCAGAUGAUUUUAGUUACAAUUAAUUUUUGAGCAAAAACAAACAAAUCAGUCAAACAUGUUAUAAUUUAUAAAUUGGAAUACCCUUGCAAAGUUGAGUAAAGUUAAUAUACAAAAAAAUAGGUAACCUUUUGUAUAAGGUUUAUUCAAGUCUCCAAAGCCGAGUUAAGUUAAUAUAAAACAAAAUAGGUAACCUUUUCUAUACGGUUUAUUGGAGUAUACACGCAGUAAUAUUUGAUCGCUAAAAUUGUAUUAUAUAUACCUUUCUUAAAAUAACAGUUACUUGGCACUUUUAUUUUACUUGUCAGAUUAUCAUUUUUGUUUAAAACUUUUGAAAUAAAAGUCUUCACUGAUUUUUGCGAAUCUUUUAGAAUUUAAAUCAAUCAGCAAAUUUAUAAAUUCGCAAUAUUUGUAAUAUUAUUGUGCUUUCGAUCUACGUUUGGUUUUUAUGCAGGCUCAUCAUUUUCUUAGGAAUCCGAAAUUUGUAUACCCGUUAUUCGUAGAGUAAAAGGUCGAAAGAUCCGCUGGAAAGUAUGUAACAGGCAGAAGGAAGCGUUUUCGAGCCCAUAAAGUAAAUGUAUUCUUGAUCAGGAUCACAAGCCGAGCUGAUCUAGCCAUGUCCGUCUGUCCGUCCGUAUGAGCCCUGAGAUCUCGAAACUAUAAGAGCUAGAAUAUUCAGACUUAGUAUGCAGAUUCCUGGACUUCGCGAGAGACUGUAGCGCCUGCAUCUAUAAUGCUAGAAAUAAUUUAAGCGUUUUAGCCGUUUAGAUGCGUAAAAGUGGGCGUGGCAAACAUUUUUAGAUCAAUCGAAAGGUUUUGAUGAGACACAUACAUUUAGCAAAUAAAAUUUUCUAGCAUGACAACUGUGACCACCACAAUUUUGGGCGGUUUAUAGGCGUUAAAGUGGGCGUGGCACAUUUUUUUCAAUCGUUAGGUAUUGAUAGGACAAUUACAUUUGAGUUAAAAUUGAUUCUACCAUAAAAACUGAUUUUCUCGGAUUGUGGGUGUUAGAGUGGGCGAGUCACCCCGCUGAAACAAACUGCAUUGGAAGUCCAGGAAUCUGCAUACCAAGUCUGAAUAUUCUAGCUCUUAUAGUUUCCGAGGUCUCAGCGUUCAUACGGACGUAUGGACAUGGCUAGAUCGACUCGGCUAGUGAUCCUGAUCAAGAAUAUAUAUACUUUAUGGGUUCGGAAACGCCUCCUUUUACUUGUUACCUUGCAGAUAUAAUAUAAUUUUGAUCAGAAACUUGUAACACUGCGAAUGCAAACGACGUUUCCGACCAUAUAUACUUAAUCAGCAUCAUAAGAUGAACCGCUAUAGCCAUGUCUGCCCUUUUUAAAAGCCAUCGUAAUGAAACAUUCGCAAUCGUCAUCGCAUAUAUAUGUGCACGCAGAAGUAAGCUUCCGUCCUUGUUUUUAACUACUUUUAACAUUCGUAAGCUUCGACUACCAUACUUUGCAAGGUCCUUAUGGUCUUGGCAGCCCGAGAGCCUUCCCUUAUUAUACUCCCUUCAAAGUAAAACUCAGUAGUUUAUAGGGAUUUAAAACCAAUCAAUUGUAUCAAUAUUAAUUUUCGUAUAUGAAAGAAACUACAUGUACUAUGCUAAGCUACCUUUAAUCACCUUUUUAUCGUACAAAAUGAUAUAGUUUUGCCCUUAAUGAUUGUUUUAGAUAUUCUUUCGAGGUCGUAUAGAUGCAUAUAUAAAUAUCCCAAUUUUCGAAAUUGUGAUUAAUCCGUGUUUAUUAUUGUAUUGCCACUACUCUUAAGAAAUAUUUUAGUAACUUGAUUUUAAUUUUGAAUGUUUUUUGCAUAAUUUCAUUUUAGUUGCUGUAUAGCGAGAAUUAAUAAUAAACAAUAUUAUGGUAUAAUUAUGCAAA